Messenger RNA from Penicillium samsonianum, 1638 nucleotides. RefSeq lists its product as uncharacterized. The record is from RefSeq and is a predicted model, not a curated record. Lineage: Eukaryota; Fungi; Ascomycota; Eurotiomycetes; Eurotiales; Aspergillaceae. The transcript has a single exon. The coding region runs from base 1 to 1638 and encodes 545 amino acids.
AUGGUACACAUCGAGGGGCUUCCCAUAGAGCUCCUAGAUCUCAUUCUGUCUUUUUUUGUCCAUCCAGAUGAUCUCGACCUCCUGAGCGGGGAUCAAAACACGAAAGCUAAAGACGGCAAGGCAAACGAAUUGGAUGACGACGAAUAUGACGAUGAUGAACCUGAUGGGACCGAGACUCUGCGCAAUGCUUGCCUAGUUUCGCGCAAGUUCCGUGAGGUGGCCCAACCUUUGCUCUUCCGUGAGUUUUUUGAUGAUGGUUUGGCCGGUGGUCCAAGCCCGACCAUCUUGUUCACCAAAACACUUUAUCGUCGUCCAGACCUCGGAAAACAUGUGCAUCAAGUCUCCAUCAUGCCUCACCCAUUCAACCCAGGCGGUCCCACACUUGUUUCCGCAGAGGACUCCGAGCUGUUCAAAGGCAUAAUUAAGGACCUUCAGUUGGGUAAUCAGGAGGAAACAUGGAUUUCGGCCAUGGAGAAAUCCGACCUUGGCAUUUUCGGAGCAUUACUAGCCAACAAAACCCCCAAUCUUCGUGGGCUACAUCUGCCAUCGCGCCAAUUUUGGAUUCAGCCAUUCAUCCAGCUUUUCCGUCGCAAUCCAGAAUUUUUGUCGAAGCUCGAGUCUGUCUGGAUUGAAAGCGAUGAUGAACUUUCCGGCUUCGACAUGGCUUCCUAUGAGAAAUUCCUCGCCCUUCCCAAGGUCACAUUUUCCACCUUUGAGUACGGUGAUCUAUACGACGAAUCGUUUCCAUCUACCUGGCUCCCUGGAACAUUGGAGACGCAGGAACUGGCCUUCCACCACUGCCACAUUGAUGCUGGCGCCAUGAAAAAGUUGAUGCAAGCGUGCAAGAAGCUAAAAACCUUUACCUACAACAAUUUCAGCUUGGACCCUAACGACCGACGGAUCAUGCCCGAGGGAACCGUGCCUGAGUUCAACGCUAAGGAGGCCCAUGAAGCCGUCCUUCUACAUAAAGACACCCUUGAGCUCUUCCACCUCGAGUACGCCAUGGAACUACCGGACGUUGAUAAUAUCGAGCAACUCGUUUCUAGCCACGUCAAGGUCGGCUCAUUCCACGAUUUCUCCGUCCUCGAAACCAUCCUCAUCCCACACGCCUCUCUUCCACCACACCCUCAAUUACCCAGCUCGUUAGAGACACUCCAUAUCACCGACUGCAACUCAUCUGUCCGGGAGCUGGCUCAGAACAUUGCGACAGAUUGUAAACAUGGUUUUUAUCCGAAGCUGACUAACGUCAAGGUAUUCGCAAUCGACAUCACACAGCCCAUUAAGCUUCCUGGGCAACGUGUUCCACAAGGGAAAACCCCAGAGCAAUGUUUCCUCGAUCUGAAGGAGAUGUUCAAAGGAACCAAAGUGAAUUUCCAGAUCUUGCCAUAUGAGUUACCUGAAUUUGAUGAUUACGAUGAUCUCGACCUCGAUUAUGAUGAAGAUCUUGGUUAUGAGGAAGAUUUCGAAGAACCGGGGUUCGAAGAGUAUCCACCAGGAGCAGAUCCCAGCAUGGGUCCAAUGCCACCACAGCUUUUCGAUUUACUUAUGCAGCGGGCUUUGAUGGACCCUGAAUUUGCACACCUUAACGCCGAUCAUGACAGUGAUGACGAUUCAUGGGAAACCGAAGACUCCGAUUGA